CGAAGUUCGGGAAGUCCUGCCGCUCGGAUCCCGCCGCUCCCGGUCGCGCUCACCGGGGAGGGUCGGGGCGGGGGAGCCGAGCGCUGCCCCCGCCAUGCUCCGCAGACUGGCCCGGGCUGCGGCCCAGCAGCAGGGGGCCCUCUGGGCGCGGGGAUCUGGGAGCCAGGCGGGGAUCCCGACGCACGUGGUGGACCUGCGCAGCGACACGGUUACCAAGCCCGGGCCGGCCAUGAGGCGCGCCAUGGCCGAGGCGGUUGUGGGGGACGACGACUACGGCGAGGACCCCACCGUCCGCGAGCUGCAGGCCACGGCUGCGGAGCUGCUCGGGGUGGAGCGGACCCUGUUUGUGCCCACAAACACCAUGGCCAACCUCAUCUCUGUGAUGUGUCACUGCCAGCGCCGGGGCUCCCAGCUCCUCCUUGGGCAGGAAUGCCACCUCCACGUCUAUGAGCAGGGCGGGGUGGCUCAGAUCGCUGGGGUGCACUCCCACCCCCUCCCAGACCUGCCCCAUGGCACCCUGGACCUGGCUGAGCUGGAGAGGCUGGUCUCACGGAGCCUUGGGAGCCGCUACCACCCAGUCUGUGAGCUCAUCUGCCUGGAGAACACCCACAGCAGCUCAGGGGGCCGGGUCCUCCCCAUCGAAUACCUACGCCAGGUGCACCUGCUGGCCCGGAGCUAUGGGGUCCGGGUUCACCUGGAUGGGGCCCGGCUGAUGAACGCCGCGGUGGCUCUGUGCGUGCCCCCCGCCCGCAUCGUGGAGCACUGCGAUUCUGUGUCUCUCUGUUUCUCCAAGGGCCUCGGCGCACCAGUGGGGGCCCUGGUUGGGGGACCCAAGGACUUCACUGAAGAAGCCUGGCGCCUCCGGAAAGCCCUGGGUGGGGGGAUGCGCCAGGCGGGGGUGCUGGCCGCAGCUGCCCUGGUGGGACUGACUGACGCUGGGGAGGUGCUGCUGAAGGACCACCAGAACGCCCAGAGGUUUGCCAAAGGGCUCCAGGAGCUGGCAUCCCCUGUCUGCUCCGUGGAUCUCACCACCGUGGAGACGAACAUGGUGAUGGUGAGGGUGGAUGGGCUGCCGCCCGAGGAGCUGUGCCAGCGCCUGCAGACCGUGAGCGCUGACGAGGUGGCCCAGACUGGCCGCGCGGUGCGCGUGCUGCUGCUUCCCUGGACGGAGCGGUCAGUGCGAGCCGUGUGGCACCGCGACGUCUCUGCGCAGGACACCGAGCUGGCGCUGGGGAAGUGGGCGUUCAUGCUGAGGGCCCUGGGGAUGGGGUGACGGACCCUGUGCCCUG
This is a messenger RNA of Balaenoptera acutorostrata (minke whale), 1289 nucleotides long. RefSeq lists its product as uncharacterized. The transcript is spliced from 7 exons. Gene Ontology annotation, biological process: glycine biosynthetic process; L-threonine catabolic process. Gene Ontology annotation, molecular function: L-allo-threonine aldolase activity. Bases 95 to 1273 code for a protein of 392 amino acids. Lineage: Eukaryota; Metazoa; Chordata; Mammalia; Artiodactyla; Balaenopteridae. The record is from RefSeq and is a predicted model, not a curated record. Gene Ontology annotation, cellular component: cytosol.